This is a messenger RNA of Zasmidium cellare ATCC 36951, 2304 nucleotides long. RefSeq lists its product as uncharacterized. The transcript has 4 exons. NCBI's taxonomy places the organism in Eukaryota, Fungi, Ascomycota, Dothideomycetes, Mycosphaerellales, Mycosphaerellaceae. The coding region runs from base 1 to 2304 and encodes 767 amino acids. The record is from RefSeq and is a predicted model, not a curated record.
AUGGCGGACAUGAUCCUUCCCAUGGUCGCCCUCGCUGGGCUCGUCCAUGCAGCACCACAAGGUGGGCUCAACCUCGGCGGCGCGGUUGGCGCUGGUGCUGGUCUCGGCGCCGGUCUUGGUCUGCCAGUUGGCGGUGCGGCUGUGCCCACCUCUCGCAUCCCGAGCAUCACGCUCCCCACUCUCCCAAUCACCACGUCUGCUACGCAGGUCGCUGUGCCAGUUCCUGUCGUUGGCGGCGGUAGUGCUGGCGUGCCUGCUCUCCCAAGCGUUGCACUCCCAAGUGUUGCUGCUGGUGGGCUUCCAAACCCAGCCGGUCUCGUUCCAUCGGUUGGUGGAGGAUUGCCCGCUCUACCAACUAGCGGACUCCCAGCUGUCGGCGGAGGUCUCCCUGCUCUGCCACCAAGUGCUCUCCCGGCGCUUCCAACCAAUGGCCUCCCAUCGCUCCCCGUCAGCGGUCUCUCAGCUGCUGGCCUCCCACACCUCCCAGUCGAAGCACCGUCCCUCACCCUCCCUGCUCUCCUGCAGACCUCGUUCCCCACUGGCUCCAUCCUGCCCGUCGACAUCAAGACCCUCGUCCCGCUGGCCAACACGGACAUCAUCUCCACCUUGUCCGGCUUGCCAGCCAACGCCGCAGCUACGGGUGCCAUUCAGAGCGCUCUGGCCGCGAUUCCAACGUCUGGACUUCCGACUCUGCCAGAAGUUCCAACUGGUAUUCUGCCAGGCGGCCUUCCUGAGCUCACCGCCGCACCAGAAGUCAAUAGCAUCUUGGAGAGCGUCACUUCUGACGCUCUUGCCAAGGUCAUCAGUGCUGUGGCCUCUGCUCUCGCGCAAGUGGCUUCCGUCGCUGGCGGUGCGCUCCCAACUCCAGCCGCUGCUCUCCCAUCGAGCGUCUUGAGCGCUCUCCAGAACCUCCCAACUGCUCAAAUCACCGGUGCCGUCGCAGGCGUUACUGGUGUCGCAGCUGGCGUCGUGCCAACCGGUCUGCCUGCUACACCUAGCAUCCUGCCCGCUGUUGGCAGUGUGCCAAACGUCACCCUGCCAGGCCGCAUGAUGGAGGAAGAUUCUGAGGAGUCUGACAAGGACGAGGAAGCCAAAGAGAAGAGACAGCUGCCCGGUGGCCUUGGCGACCUCCUCGGUGGAGGUAGCCCGCUCGCUGGUGUUCAAGGUGCUGUAGGCAGCUUGACGAGCGGCGCUGGUCUUGGUGCUGUCGUUGGCGGACUGACUGCCAACAACCAGCUUGUCGGCAACGUCGCCAAUGUCGUUAAUGGAAUCGCUGGUGGUGCUACACCGCUGUCCUUCUUGAACCCACUCCUUGGCAGCACUGGCGGUCUCGCUGGUCUCAGCGCCGUUCUCGCCGGUACACCACUCGGCGGAAUCCUCACCAGCCCAGCCGGCAUCCCAUCGAUCGUUCUCUCAACCACGAAAAACAUCCCCCUCCUCGCCCCGCUCUCCUCCCUAACCGGCGGCGUCAAAUCCGCCGCCACCCUCCCCCUCACCGACCUCCUCUCCAGCCUCCCCCUCCUCUCCUCCCUCGUCCGCAACGCCAUCUCCACCCUCAACACCUUCGGCCUCUACAACGUCGACCCCUUCACCCAACUCGUGCCCCUCACCAACAUCGCCGCCCUGCAAACCGCCGUCCAGUUCAUCAACCCCAAAGACCUCGCCCUCGCAACCUACAUCCUCGGCGGCUCCGACGUCCUCUCCUCCAACGCGUUGGGGAGUCUGCUCCAGGAUCCGACGCAGUUGGUCAAGGCGGUGAGUGCGGCGGCGCCCGUGGCGGAUAAUUUGCCCGCCGUGGCGAGUUUUUUGGUGUUGGGGAAUUUGGGCGCUACCGGGCUGCAGAAUCUUGUGCCCGGGGUGGAUACGAGUGUUGUGCAGAAUCUUUUGGCGAAGUUGCCGGUUGGAUCUCUGCCGACGCUGCCGACUGGGGCACUCACUGGAGGGUUGCCUGUUAAGGAACGUUUGAGAUACUUGAAAUACUUGGGCUGGCUGCAGUGCCACGCUCAUCAGCCCAUACGACGACUUGCGCCUCUUCUAGGAAUGACCGGUAUUUCAAAAAUCAAGAUGUCUGUGCGGAGAUGGCCACUGGGCUCUGACGAGACACUCAAUGUUCUGGCUUCGGCAGCGAACGAGGGAAGGAAGCUAUCCCAGACUACCCGCCAUCACGAAGCGGCCGUUGCCAUGGAAAACCCAGUUCGAUCUCACCAAGAUGAGAUCGUCCUUCUACAGCAGGAGAUGCAGGAGGCGCCCGAGGCCCAGGAUGAAGAAUCUUCGGGGGUUCCUCCACCAGGCCGAAGCUACUAG